GGAAAGGCAGAUAUAUAUAAACUUACUUCUGAAACUGCCUGUUACCUACUUGCGGGCUUGAAAAUUUCUCUUUUACCAAAAAUCUUUCAGAGAAUAAUCGAGGUUAUUAGAUUCUUAGAUACGAAAUAUCUCUGGAUAGAUUUCUUAUAUAUAAUAUAG
Hyaloscypha bicolor E is the source of this 159-nucleotide messenger RNA. RefSeq lists its product as uncharacterized. The transcript has a single exon. The annotation marks the transcript as partial. NCBI's taxonomy places the organism in Eukaryota, Fungi, Ascomycota, Leotiomycetes, Helotiales, Hyaloscyphaceae. The record is from RefSeq and is a predicted model, not a curated record.